AAUCAUGUGCCAAUGCUGGGAGACCGUCCCUCAAGAUCGGCCUUCCUUUCGACAUUUGGCCGACAAACUCAGCAAGUUGUUGAUGCCUGAGACUACUCAGUACUUCAACAUCAAGAGUGGAGAGUACCUGAACAUGAAUAAGGAGCGUUUCAAGCACGAGACAGAUUACCUGGAGAUGGUGGCAUCACCUGACAUCAGGCACAUCACCAGAGAUGGAGAGUCGAAAUGUGAGGACGGUGUACAUGGGACAGGAAAAACGAACCAUGAUCUUCAGAUGCAUACUGAAAGCACAACAUCUGAUCCAGACCAGAGGACAGGGUAUCUUCCUAUGUCAUCAGGCACACGCUCCCUUAGUUCUUCCUCUGACUUAUUCUACCCAAUAAUGAAUAUGUGAUCACUUCUGAUGAAGAGGCUCCAUGGAGAAGAUCGAAUUCUACUCGAAACUUUACAGAAUAUAAAACAAGUUUAUCUAAUUCCGAAUAUUCAUUAAACACUCAAGAAGUCAAACAAUGUUGAACAAUUCCACGACUAAAAAGCAUUACUUCAAUGUGGCAUUCUAAAAAAAAAAAAAACACUCAUAAGGUCAAACAAGGUUGACCAAUUCCACGACCAGAAGAAAUUACAUUCCUAAAAAAAAAAACAUGGCUACACAAGUAGCAGCUUUGGAUGCUUUAUCAUAUGAAAAGUUUGUCAACAUUUACACUAGUUUAAUUUGCGAGGGCUCUGUCUUUACAAGCACCAUUCAGUUGUUGUUCUCUAUGUAAACCAAAUCUGACACUAGUUUGGCAGUUUGCAUCCCACGAGCAGGUUGAGUGUACUGAUUUAAUCUGUUAACAGAACUGACAGAAGUAAUGAACAUAUGAGAUUAUGUAUAUCUGAUGCAAUAUAAUUUAAUUUCGAUUAUAUAAAUACUGUAUAUUACUGACAGUUAUUUAACUACUGCCCGGAACAUGUAAUAUUAAAUAAGUAUUAUACCCAAAUGAAGGACAAAGGUUCUUAUUUUUUUUUUCAUUUAUGAUUUUAUUAGGGAUGUAACUUACCACUUCAUGUUCAGCAUCAUAUUUCGAGGAUAGACUGACUAAUAUGUCCCUUUAGAUGUGCUUCUCAUAUUUGCCAAAGGUUAUUAGACAAACAUUCCAUUGCAUUUACUAUAAGUAGUGAAGACUGGAUACAGGAGAUUAAGUUGUGAUGAUUUAUAAUUACGGUGAUUUUGCAUACUGAUGUCAUUAUCAAUUGUAUCAUUUUGUUUGUUACUCUAAUUUAUGAAUUAUUUUUAAUUUUCAAUCAAAACUGUAUUUUUUAAGUGCAUAGCAAGUAAAAAAAUAAGAUG
Messenger RNA from Macrobrachium nipponense, 1330 nucleotides. RefSeq lists its product as uncharacterized. Lineage: Eukaryota; Metazoa; Arthropoda; Malacostraca; Decapoda; Palaemonidae. The record is from RefSeq and is a predicted model, not a curated record. The coding region runs from base 5 to 394 and encodes 129 amino acids. The transcript has 4 exons.